Messenger RNA from Prorocentrum cordatum, 346 nucleotides. The record is from the annotation of a GenBank genome assembly. NCBI's taxonomy places the organism in Eukaryota, Dinophyceae, Prorocentrales, Prorocentraceae.
GGCCAGCUGCGCGCGGCCUGCUCGGCGCGGGAGGCCGCCGAGCGCCUGGGCGAGCGGCUGCUCGGCGCCGCGGAGGCGCGGCGGCGAGGGGCGCUGCUGCUGGUGGCGCUCCUGGACUGGCGCGCGGACGCCGGGCGCUGCCGGCAGCGGCGCGCCCGCCUGAAGGCCGUCGAGUGGGUCUGCUGCCGCGGCGAGCGUGCCGCGCAGGCCAACCUGGCCGCGCGCGCGCUGUUCGCCUGGCGCGCAACGCGCCCCGCCUGCCCCAGCCAAGGCCGCUGCGAGGCCGAAGGCGCUCCCCCGGCCGCGGGCGAGCCGUCCUCGACUCCCGCCGCCGAGGGCGCGGCCG